GCGCAGUUUCGACCUACAACGGUACGGUCGUCACCUCGAUAAGUGACAUAACCUGGCGAUUGGUUGGUUUCUUCCUGGGUAACAUGCUGUAAAUGAUCUUUUGCUGAGCGUCUCUGGGCUAAGUGAAAUCUGAUUACAAAUGGAUGAAAUUAAUAGGAGUCUAGUAAAUAUAUCAACAAAUGAUAAUAAAGAACUAUCUGCCGUGUGGAUAAGACAAUUAAUUUCAAAGCUUAAUAUUUCUCCAGACAUUCGAAACGAACCCUUAUUUGAAAAAGCUGUCAAUGAGUUAGCGUCUUCAAAUCUCGAAAACUUGUCUUCCUCAGUGUAUCAGUUACGGACCGUUCGCGAUGUUCUAAAAAACAAGAUUAAGUCAUUGGCUGCAGAAAAUUAUCACAUUUUUAUAGAUACCAAAGAUGCAAGUCAGAAUAUCUUGGAGAAGACUUCAGAAAUGUCAACCGCCAAUCAAGCUUUUCUAUCACAAAUUACUGAGUUUACACAAUGCUGUAGUGAUAUCUUAUUAAAGACUCGCUCCAUUGAAGCCUCUCUUAAAAAGAAUAGAAGUGCCUUAGAAAAUCACACACAGUUACUAGAAAUAAUUGAACUUCCACAGCUAAUGCAAACUUGUGUGCAUAAUGGUCAUUACGAUGACGCAAUAUCUAUUUUUGCUUAUACUAAGACGUUGUUCAGUAAAUAUGGGUCAAGGUACUCUGUUUUACGUAUGAUUUAUUCGCAAGUGUCUGCUGUUGCUUCACAGUUUGUUCAUCAGUUGUAUAACCAGUUGAGAGCACCUCUAUCUCUUUCUUCGUGUAUCAAGACCGUCGUAUUUCUUCGUAGAACAGGACUAUUGAGUGAACAAGAAUUACGGUUGAAAUUUCUCCAGACACGGACAAAUUGUCUUAAGAGUCAAAUCAACUCAUCUUUAUUGGCAUGUACACCAAAGGAGUUAGCUGGAGUAGAUAGGCGGGAAAAGCUGUCAGGAUUUCUCCCUUUUAAAGAGUCUCAUGAUAAGUCUUAUUGGGUGGCUACACGACGUAUUGAAGUGACGCGCGUACAUCUAUUUGACAUAGUCACACAGUAUCGAGCGGUAUUUCCUGACGAAGAUGGUAUUCUUCCACAAGGAGUGAAAAUUCAAGGAAAGUCACUACUGUCUAAAUACUCGGGGAAUCCAACUUACUCAAUUAAUUUAUUAAAGGGAUCUAAAGAUAUGGAUUAUUAUGAAUCCAGUCCAAAUUUGUUACAUGCUUGGUUGGUUAAUCAAGUGGCAGAAUUUCUUAACAAUCUCUGUAGUGACCUCCAAACUAUGAUGUAUCAACCUAAAUGUACUCCACAGGAGCUGACAGAUCGUUUGUUAAGAGCUACUGCAACAGACUCUAACAAUUACAAAAAUAAAUCAUUAAGAAAUAUUUAUUUAGAGACGUUAUUCACUCAGGUGCAGUCAUUAAUAUCACAAUCAAUGUACUUUGGACGAUCAUUUCAUCGGAUAGGCUGUGAUUUCAGACCACAUUUGGCUAACCUUUUUUGUUACCAAAUUGAAUCAUUUAUCAGGAAUUAUAUUGACAAUAUUGUAUCGGAGUUUAAAUUUGCACUUGCUAAUUUUAUUUGGCGAAUUCCAUCUGAUGAAAGUGUUCAGAUUAAUGGAACAACUCAUGAAGAAGUAAAUAACAGUGAAUUGAAUUCUUUUACAAAACUGACUAAUAUACUACUAGAAUUCCCUCCACUAAUACUGCUUUACAAUCAUUUUGUUGAAUUAUUUCAUGGAUUAAAUAUCUGUUGUCCAACUGGUUUGAAAAACAGAAUUAUUAUUAUUGUAUCAAAUGGUUUACAUGCUUGUUCAUUAUCUAUAACAGAAAUUUAUGAUCAGUUAAAAGAACAACAAGUUGAUAAUUGGUUAAAUAAUGAUGUUUAUUAUUUAGCUAAUGCAUUUUGUACAUCAUUAACUUAUUGUAUUUUGGCAAAUUUAAUUAAUUAUUUAUUUGUUGAAGAGAUUGAUAAUAAUGUUCAAAUACCAGAUUGUAAAAAUAAUAAUAAUAAUAAUAAUAAUAAUCCUAUGUUCUUACAUCGUCCACUUUUAUCAAGUUUAUGUCAAAUAAUAUGUAAACCUAUUUAUAUAAAAUGGUCAAAUUUACAACCAUCAAUAUCAUCAAUUGAAUCUGUAUUAUUAAAUAAUAAUUCUGAUCACAAUCUUAAUCUUAUUUCAUUAACAAAUAAUGAGAAGGUAUCACUAGAUUCUGUUGUGAAUAAUACUUUAAAGGUUGUUACAAUGUCAUUAGAUGAACAAGUCAGUAUAAGUGAUACAACCAAUAAUAAUCAUAUUGAAAUUGAUACAAUAAAUAGUUUAUCAUAGUGUGUAUAAUACUUAUUCUCUUUUUUCAAUUUUAUUACAUUCUACUAUUGUUAUUUGUGUACACUUAAUUUAUUUUUGUAUAUUUUAAAUUAUUCUUAUCUGUAUUCAUUCUACGCUCAAUUUUGUUUAUGAGUUCGUUGUUUUGGAUUGUAUUAACUGUG
Messenger RNA from Schistosoma haematobium, 2505 nucleotides. It is a transcript of the gene COG8, whose product is annotated as conserved oligomeric Golgi complex component. Gene Ontology annotation, cellular component: COG complex. The transcript has 7 exons. Bases 140 to 2344 code for a protein of 734 amino acids. NCBI's taxonomy places the organism in Eukaryota, Metazoa, Platyhelminthes, Trematoda, Strigeidida, Schistosomatidae. The record is from RefSeq and is a predicted model, not a curated record. Gene Ontology annotation, biological process: intra-Golgi vesicle-mediated transport.